AUGUACCUUUUGUUAAUUAUUAACAUUUUAUUAAAUUGCCUGCGUUUUCUUCAAGCGCAAGAGGAUUGCCCAGCGCUCAACAAUGGGGAUAACUUAUCGCAAACACAAUUAUUGGAUCGCUUGACGCACGGCUGCCGCUAUGAUCGCCUGGAACGACCUAUAACCUAUACAGAGACAGGCACACGCUUGCCUGUCGAUGUUUAUAUGCGUGCCUAUAUAUAUUUUAUGCAGAAUUUGGAGGCGCAUGAUUUGCAGUUCAAAAUCUUUGCACUGCUGCAGAUGCGCUACAUGGAUCCUAGGCUAAGUUUUCGCAAUGUCUCGCCCAAGCGCUUGCAACCCAUAUUGGGUGAACAGACACUAAGGGACUCGCUCUGGAUGCCACAUAUAUUCCUAGCCAACGAGCGUGACUCUAGUAUUUUGGGUACUACGGAAAAGGAUAUACUCACCUCCAUCUCCCCCGACGGCACUGUCAUUGUAUCUACACGCAUCAAAGCCACGCUCUAUUGUUGGCUUAAUUUGAAGAAAUUUCCAUUUGAUGAGCAACAUUGUUCCACUGUGCUGGAGAGCUGGAUGUAUAAUACGUCAGAGCUUGUGUUGCACUGGGAACAAAAGCGUCCCAUUACGUAUGAUCCAGCGCUGCACUUAACAGAAUUUAUACUGCAGAAUUCCUGGUCAAAUGAAACAGUUAUUAAUGCCGAUCUCAGUGAUUUGCGACAUGGCGCAUUUGCAGGAAAUUACAGUUCGUUGAGCUUUACGGUGCACUUGAACCGCGUUGUGGGCUUUUAUUUAAUGGAUUACUUCCUGCCCUCCAUGCUCAUUGUGGCACUAUCCUGGGUAUCUUUUUGGAUUCAGGCAGAUCAGGCACCACCACGCAUAACCUUGGGCACGAGCACACUGUUAACCUUCAUAACGCUAGCCUCAGCGCAAGGCAAAACUUUACCCAAGGUUAGUUAUAUCAAGGUCUCGGAAGUCUGGUUUCUGGGCUGCACAAUUUUCAUAUUUGGCAGCAUGGUAGAGUUUGCUUUUGUCAAUAGCAUUUGGCGUCGCAAGCGAAAUAUUCCACUGCGCAAACUCAGCAGCAAGCAUAUUUUAAAGUCUACACUGCCGCCAAACCUCUCUCGUCGACGCAGUCAUGCUCGAUCUCGUUCUUUUUCUGGCGCCAGCGCACGUCAGUUGGAUGGCAAUGCUGCUUUUAAUAACUAUUUAACAGUUAAUUUGCCCAUAACGCCAAUAAUGGAGAAUAUAGUAUUGGAGCCGCAGCCAAAGCGUAAAUCCAGCUUUCAACAACUAAGCGGCAACAACCGGAAGCUGGAUGUAACAUUCGUGGAGAGUGGAGAGAAUGCAAUGGCGACGACUUCCACAGCUGCUGCGCCAUCUUUAAACCGAUCAAUGACUGAUAUACCCAAUAACAAUAAUAUUCCGGAAGAUUUUAGUCAUGAAGAGCAAAUAGCGUACACUGGUUGGACAACGCUGACACCACAAGAGAUUGCCAUUUGGAUUGACACCAGAGCACGCUUUAUGUUUCCGCUGGCAUUUUUGGUGUUUAAUAUGUUCUUUUGGACAUUUGUUUAUUGUAUUUAA
Molecule: messenger RNA, 1581 nt
Organism: Drosophila busckii
Lineage: Eukaryota; Metazoa; Arthropoda; Insecta; Diptera; Drosophilidae
Product: glycine receptor subunit alpha-4
Exons: 3
Coding region: 1-1581 (526 amino acids)
Biological process (GO): regulation of membrane potential; signal transduction; chemical synaptic transmission
Cellular component (GO): membrane; neuron projection; synapse
Molecular function (GO): transmembrane signaling receptor activity; extracellular ligand-gated monoatomic ion channel activity; neurotransmitter receptor activity
Source: RefSeq, a predicted model, not a curated record